Molecule: messenger RNA, 1608 nt
Organism: Chlorella variabilis
Lineage: Eukaryota; Viridiplantae; Chlorophyta; Trebouxiophyceae; Chlorellales; Chlorellaceae
Exons: 10
Coding region: 1-1608 (535 amino acids)
Molecular function (GO): metal ion binding
Source: RefSeq, a predicted model, not a curated record
AUGGACCCGCGGGCAGACGCCUGCAAAUCGUCAGAGGCGGGCAUGGACGAGCUCUUCAAGAGCGACCAGUUCCGCAUGGAAUGCAUGAAGGUCCUCCCCUGCACCAAGCACUUUGUGCACGACUGGACAGAGUGCCCCUAUGCGCACCCACACGAGAAGGCGCGGCGCCGCGACCCGCGCCGCUACACCUACACAGGCAUCGCCUGCCCCUCCAUGCGCCAGGAUGGAAGCUGCACGCUGGCAGACAACUGCCCAUACUCCCACAACGUGUUUGAGUACUGGCUGCACCCCACCAGGCACGCGAGGCGGCACGCAGCACCGCGGCAGGCCUUGUACCGCACGCAGCUCUGCAACGACGGCACCACCUGCACCCGCAAGCUCUGCUUCUUCGCCCACAACUUGGACGAGCUGCGCACCCCAGACACCAAGCCGUUUGUGCCGGCAGAGGCCGUGCUUGCGGCCGCGGCCGCCGCGGCAGCAGCCAGCGGCCCAGCGACGAUGUUCGACGCGCCGCCGCCGGCGGCGCACUCCCCGCUGCAGUCCCCGCGCCAGUCGUUUGACGCCGCGGCGCAGCAGGCGCAGGCGCAGCAGCAGGCGCAGGCGGCGCAGCUGACCAGCCCGCAGGGGCAGGAGCACCCUUUGGUGGAGGUCAUGACGCGCCUGGUCGCGCGCGGCAAGGUCACCCCGGAAAAGUCUGCGGCCAUCCUGCAGCAGGUGCUGUCCCCCGGCGCGCUGCAGGACCUGCGCGGCGUGGCGAUGGCGGAGCGCGUGUGCCUCAGUGACCCGGGCUGGGCGCGCGCCGACCUCUCCCCGCGCGCCGCCACGGCCGCCGCCGCGGCCGCGCCCGCCGCGCAGCCGGGCGUGCCUGGCGUGCGGUACAGCGCCGACUGCGCGGCGCCCCGCUGCGCCGCACCGGAGCAUGGCCCCAGCGUGGCGGAGCAGCGCCUGGCGCUGCUGCAGGGCGUGCUGCACGAGGCGCAGGCGCGCGCCGCGCUCGGCCUGCCCGCCACCGCCGCCGACGCCCUGCUGGCGCCAGCUGGACCGCAUGGGCUGGACCGCAUGGCCAGCGGCAGCGCCCGCUCAAGCAUCGACACAGUGCGCGCCAGCUUUGACGCCGCCCCGCCGCGCACCAGCUUCGACUCCCCGCACCUGGCUGCCCUGGGCCCCGCCUCGAGGCACAGCUGGGAUACCUCGUACACCACCAGGGUGCAGCAGCAGCUGCUGCUGGACGCCCUGCACCAGCAGCAGCAGCUGCAGCAGCAGCAGGCGGCGGCCCUGGCCGCGGCCGCCGGCAGCAGCUUCUGGGCGGCCGGCGGCGACAGCCGCAGCCUGGACAGCCAGCGCAGCGCGGCGCACAGCGCCAGGCACAGCAUGGAGAGCAGGCCCAGCGUGGACAGCGCGCCGCCGCACCUGCACCAGCUGCAGGAGCUGCACCAUGCCAGCCAGGGCCUGGCCAGGAUGAGCCUGGAUGAGCCCGCCCCCAGGAUGGAUGUCUUCUCCUCUGGCUUCUACGCCCCCGCCCCAACAGAGCUGCUCGCCAGCUCCCAGCCUCUCAACGCAUCCGAGCGCGCUCAGCUGAUGCACCCCCAGCCGCGCCGCUCCGCCUAG